Molecule: messenger RNA, 2199 nt
Organism: Aplysia californica (California sea hare)
Lineage: Eukaryota; Metazoa; Mollusca; Gastropoda; Aplysiida; Aplysiidae
Product: limbic system-associated membrane protein
Cellular component (GO): neuron projection
Source: RefSeq, a predicted model, not a curated record
UGCCUCCAGUGGGUGCCAAAGCGAUCCACCUCUCGCUUCGACCGUGAGCAAUUAGGAUUUGAGAGAGGGUAGUAGCUCGCUUAUACGGAACCCACGCGGACGUCUUCAACGUGGCUAAGCAUUGCGUGGCGUGGGGGAAAUUUUUAUGCGCGGACAUCUGUGAGUCAAACAGGUAGCGUGUGAUGCUACGCAGUUGGACGUGACCGAUUUGUUCCUUUCUCUCUUUUGCCGUUGUCUCAGUCGUUUACGUUAUUGCAAGGGGAAUCCUGUGGAACUUCAGGUUUCUUGCAAAAUUGUUUGAACGAUUCAAUAGCUUUGUGGCCAACAAGAUAAGUUUUUAUUCUGCUUUAGUGUUUAUGGAUAUUGUGUCGUCGUCAGAGUCCAUCUAAGUUGCAGUCUGAAAAAGGAACUUAAAAAGAGGAGUUAGCAAAGACAUUGGUGACCUGUUUCCGUGGUGUUGAGUACGUGUAUCCCAGCCCUUGGAUAGCUACAACAGACUGAGUUUGAAGUUCAACGAAUCGAUAUUUAUUCUGCUGAGAUCACUUCCAUUAGGUGCCACAAGUCAGCUCGUCUUGCUUGUGUCCUCAAAACAAAUCACCAAUGGAGUACUUGGACGUUUGUAGUGCCUGUGCCUCAAAGUUCCUCUCUUGUGGAGUGCGGGACGUGACACAGCGAGCCCUGUGUCUGGUGUUUGUGCUCUCUAUUCUGUUACACGGUCAAGCCGUGAGGUCCGCCACAGCCGAAGACGAUGAGCCACAGGUCACAAUCACCCACAGAAUUAACGAAAACAAAGACGCAGAGCUCAUCUGUACGGUUAAAGAUCUCGGCUCCAGGCGGAUAAUAUGGAGCAAGUUAUCCGACCCGUAUCCUAUCUCGAUCGGGACCACUCGCUUCAUGCCCAACAAGAGAUACCGUGUUGAAGGAAAGUCCAGAGAGGCCGUCAUGUUGACCAUCAAACGAGUGACCUUCCAAGACGCUGGGGAGUACCAGUGCCGGGUCAGUGGCUUGGAGUAUCUUGCAGAGAUAAUCUCUUUAAACAUUCCCUCAGGCUCAGACAGCACUCGUCUAGUCCCCACAGAGACGGAGGUUAUGGCAGAAGUUGGAGACACCGUGCUGCUGCCUUGUCACGUGGAGAACUUGAACACCAGAUUGGUGUUGUGGAAAGAUGACAGAAACGAGGUAGUCAGCCUGAGGAAAAAGAUUUACAACGGUGACCGCCGCUUUGACGUGGUUCACGGCUCCAGAACCGAGUGGAGUCUUCAGCUCCGAGAUGUCAAACCCUCCGACUUCGGUCAUUACACGUGCAUCGUCAAUUCACGUCCCGUACUGACCCGUACUGUCGCUCUGAAAAAUUCAGCGCCUGUCGAGAUGGCUCCUGUUCUAAAGCGAGACACCAACUACCGCAUGAAGGUGGAGGCUGACCCUGGUGAAACAGUGACCUUGACCUGUAACUUCCGGGCCAAUCCUCCUGCUACAGUCACGUGGUAUAAAAGAGAAGUGGUUGGCGGCAAAAACACAAAUCAGAUUCCUCCUACCACGGUGCCACCGACAACAGUGCCCACAACAUUCGUCCCAACUGGUCCAAGCUCCCCCCACCUGUACCAUCACGGAAAGGUCACCAAGCAGAGACGAGGCAGCAAUGUCGAGAUCCAGUGUACCGCCAUUGGUCAACCACGCCCACAAAUCCAUUGGAGGCGACAUGGGCACAGAAGAGGCGUAGGGGCAUUAUGUCCCUGAUCCUGACAAAGGAGAGAGUAUACAGUAGACGUCCAGAAAGCCAAGAACGAGUGUAUAUAAUACGUUGACGUUUUUAAGUAAUCAAAUGUUGUUUUAUUCAUUUGUGUAUUUUCUAUCUCACUAUUGUCUGCACUCUUUUUUCUUAGUAAGGGCCAAACUAAAGUUGCUGAAAAGUACAACGUUCUCACUCUUAGUUUCUUGCACUUUUGUCAUGUAGAAGCUGAAAAGCCGCAACGUUCUGACUACAGAAAAAUUCCAAAAUCUACUUCUAAAACAGUAGACACGAUGAAAUAAAUAGAAAUUUGAAAAGUAGUUAUAUUUUGUAUUAGUCAUUGUCACCACAUGUUUCUCAUGCACUGCAUAAUUCACUGUCUUAUAUGUCAUACAUGGAUCUCAUUAUAUUUGUGAAUUGUAAGUGUAAUCAUAAUUAAAACAUCGGUGUAAUAAAAUGACACUUGCAAA